Molecule: messenger RNA, 390 nt
Organism: Limulus polyphemus (Atlantic horseshoe crab)
Lineage: Eukaryota; Metazoa; Arthropoda; Merostomata; Xiphosura; Limulidae
Product: pentatricopeptide repeat-containing protein At1g10270-like
Exons: 1
Source: RefSeq, a predicted model, not a curated record
UUGUCAAACCCUAGUCCAGGAUAUGUGAUCCAGUUGUUAAACCCUAGUCCAGGAUAUGUGAUCCAGCUGUUAAACCCUAGUCCAAAAUAUGUGAUACAGUUGUCAAACCCUAGUCCAGGAUAUGUGAUCCAGUUGUUAAAUCCUAGUCCAGGAUAUGUGAUCCAGUUGUUAAACCCUAGUCCAGGAUAUGUGAUCCAGUUGUCAAACCCUAGUCCAAAAUAUGUGAUACAGUUGUCAAACCGUAGUCCAGGAUAUGUGAUACAGUUGUCAAACCGUAGUCCAGGAUAUGUGAUCCAGUUGUCAAACCAUAGUCCAGGAUAUGUGAUACAGUUGUCAAACUCUAGUCCAGGAUAUGCGAUACAGUUGUCAAACCCUAGUCCAGGAUUGUGA